Alternaria arborescens is the source of this 846-nucleotide messenger RNA. RefSeq lists its product as hypothetical. NCBI's taxonomy places the organism in Eukaryota, Fungi, Ascomycota, Dothideomycetes, Pleosporales, Pleosporaceae. Bases 1 to 846 code for a protein of 281 amino acids. The record is from RefSeq and is a predicted model, not a curated record. The transcript has a single exon.
AUGCCUUCUUCUGCUCCAUUACAAGAUAGGGCUUCAAGGUCGCAGUCCUUGCCUCAACGCAGCUCGUCUCUACGGAGGCCGAAUCUUGUCCAACAACCUGCGAGGCUACAAGAGGCCAACACUGCUGGCUCACCACCAUCAAUGCCACCCCUUGCGUCUGCACCUGUCAUAGACGUCUGCCAUGCUCGAAUACAUAGCAACUCGAAAGGCACCGAGUCAGGUCCUGCCCCAGCCUCAGCACCCGUCCUUGCUGUGCAUCGAAACCACAACCAGCCUAAGGAUGAUACCGUCGUUGAACAGAAUCGAAUACCGAUGUCUUCAGAUUUAGGGCUCGCUCUGCAACAAUGCAGUGAUGCGUUAUAUCGAAGGCGUCAUGCUGCUGAGCCGCGUAGGAGACCUACCGAAGAAAUCCAUCGAGUGAACCCAAGGUCGGACCUCCGACAAGACUCAAUAGAUUUCUGCAGUGCGACUCAGCAGACUCCUACUGUACGCUUCGUGGAUCAGAUCUACCAUGAAUCGAUACCACCAAACUUUGCUGGUCCGAGCAGCUAUGAGCAACAAGCACCACACCAGCAGCUUCUUCUGCACUUGGGAGCCAACGAAGGUCAUCUGGAAACACCAUAUAACGACCAAGAUUAUCUGGAGCAGAGUGAUCCAAUAGGGUACGAUGACCAUGUUUGGGAAGGGCUGCCGGAAGAGCCAACGUCGCAUAGAUUUGAGAGCGGUGUGGAUACCUAUGAGAAUCGUGAAGAUCACGUCGAAAUGAUGGGAAACCCUGUUCAGGAUUCGAGACAAGUCAACGACACCGUGGCUCCUGGGUUUUGGCGGCCGAAUAAGCUGUACUGA